AUGGGGGUAGCUACAUUAUCUGUUCAGGCUGUGAUGCUUCUCGGCGGUCUAUUGAGCCUUUAUAUCUUCAAGAUUAUCACCGGUUAUGCUAGGUUGAGGCAGUUUCGGGGCCCUUCAUGGACCGGUAUCUCGAACUGGCCUCAUAGCAUAGCGAUCCUUGGAGGCAAUUGCCACGAGUGGUAUGCAGAAGUCAACAAUAAACAUGGUCCGAUCGCCCGAGUUGCGCCUCGAGUGCUGAUCACGUCCUCUCCCGAAGUUUGGAUGCACGUAAACAACAAGCCUGGGUACAAGCGCUCUGAUUGGUACUACAGAGCCACACGAAUCGAGUAUCGGAGGGACAAUAUUUUCAGUCAGACUGAUAAUGCGAAACACGAGAAACGGAGGAAGCAAAUGGCUCCAGGGUAUUCGGGGAGGGAGAAUACCCAGCUCGAGGGAUCCGUGGAUGAACGAGUCCAAGAUUUCCUGAACCUCAUCCGAUCCAAAUAUAUCUCGUCCGACCGCCAAGUUAUACCUAUGGACCUAGCAAAGAAGGUUCAAUUUCUUUCACUCGACGUUAUUAGUAGCAUCGGCCUCGGCAAGGCGUUCGGUAUGUUGCGAAGUGACCGUGACGUGGACAACUACCUCCAAUCGAGUGAGGAGGGACUUGCUAUCGGCAACACUUUCCUUGGCAUGGGCUUCGCCUGGAUCACCCAGAUGCCUUUUAUUGGUAGAUUCAUUGCACCUUCGGCCAAGGAUAACAAUGGCUUCGGUAAGAUGAUGGCCGUAUGCUUCCGGCUUGUCGAUGAGCGCGCUGCGAACUCCGCGGAAGAAAAAUCCGAUAUGCUAGCCUCCUUCAUGCGCCACGGCUUAGCAGGUGACGAGCUGCGGACCGAGGCACUAGAGCAAAUCCUUGCGGGCUCUGAAACCACUGCUAGCGCCAUCCGUGGCACCCUUCUGUACAUCAUGACGAAUCCCCGCGUCUACUUCAAGCUCCAGCAAGAGGUCGACGAUGCCGUUCAUCGUGGCCUUGCCCCAAGCAUGAGCGAAGGCCUUGUUACUGCUGCUCAGGCUAAAGGUCUUCCUUACCUCCAGGCCGUAAUCCGCGAAGCUCUGCGACUCUGGCCACCUGUUGCAAACAUCUUCUCGCGCGAUGUCCCGGCAGGUGGCGACACUGUGGUCGUCGAUGGGGAGAGCGUAUUCCUGCCUGGUGGCGCCUGCGUCGGGUACUCGGCAUACGCUAUGCACCAGAGCGAGAAGAUCUAUGGCAACGACGCACAUGUUUUCCGACCCGAGCGGUGGCUUGAGUCAGAUUCUGUCAAGUUGGCUGCCAUGGUUCGGACGAACGACCUCACAUUUGGUCAUGGUAAGUUCCAGUGUUUGGGAAAGGUAGUGGGCCAAAUGGAGAUCGGAAAGACGGUAUUCGAGCUAUUACGCAAUUUCGACAUGGCACUUAUCAAUCCGACGCACCCAUGGAAUGCGACAAACUACCUUGGGCUUUUCGCGAUUUCAAAUAUGUGGGUGCAAGUGACGGAGCGAACGUCCUGUUCUCCUUGA
Molecule: messenger RNA, 1533 nt
Organism: Penicillium crustosum
Lineage: Eukaryota; Fungi; Ascomycota; Eurotiomycetes; Eurotiales; Aspergillaceae
Product: cytochrome P450
Exons: 4
Coding region: 1-1533 (510 amino acids)
Molecular function (GO): iron ion binding; monooxygenase activity; oxidoreductase activity, acting on paired donors, with incorporation or reduction of molecular oxygen
Source: RefSeq, a predicted model, not a curated record